AUGUCUAAAUUACUUUCUAUUUGGAUUAAGGCUUUGAAGGAAUCAGCAGAAAAUAUCAGAAGAAGAAGAAGAAAUGAAAAUGGUGAAGGAAGGUUAUUCAACAAUAACAACAAAUCUUAUCGUUUACAACAAACACAAAAAAAAUGCCAUUCCAAUAGCAUCAAAAAAUGUUUGAACAUAGUGAUGGUCGUAAAACAAUCGUAA
Molecule: messenger RNA, 204 nt
Organism: Clunio marinus
Lineage: Eukaryota; Metazoa; Arthropoda; Insecta; Diptera; Chironomidae
Source: the annotation of a GenBank genome assembly